AUGCCUUCGCUUAACUCCAACGGAGUCGCCAACGGCCACUUUGGCCAGUUACGACACAUUCCCAUUUCCUACGAUAACGACAAUUCCAAUGCCUCAGCUCGUGCACUCAUUCUCGCCCUGUUUCCAGAAUGGUCGAGCCCUGACUCCAAUAUCGAAUUCGUACCAUUCAAGGAUGGUAUAACCAACACAUUAUUAAAAGCCAUUAAUAAGAAAGAAGGACUAUCUCAAGACGAAGUAGAUAAGGAGGCGGUUCUACUACGAGCAUAUGGACACGGAACCGAUGUGCUCAUAGACAGGCACCGCGAGACCCAAAAUCACGAGCUGCUAAUGAAAUGUGGCUUGGCUCCCGAAUUACUCGCUCGCUUCGAUAAUGGCAUGAUAUAUCGUUAUAUCCGAGGCACACCCACUCAACCUGCCGACUUGAGGAUGCCACCUAUAUAUUUAGCUGUUGCGAGGCGGUUAGCACAAUGGCACGCUACCGUGCCCUGUAUAUAUGAGACGCAUGCGCAGAAGAACGGGGUUAAUGGGGCCAGCAACGGUCACCAUGAAGUAGAAAUUGAGCAUGCCGCACCAGGCAAACCCUCGCCCAACGUAUGGACGGUUAUGCAGAAGUGGAUCCUUGCCCUCCCUACCAAGACGGAGGCUCAGCGCACGAGACAGGCGAACCUCCAGCAUGAGCUGACUAAGCUAGUUGACGAACUGAGCCAACGACCUGGACUGGGUGAUAAUGGCCUCGUCUUUGCGCACUGCGAUCUCCUGAGUGGAAAUGUGAUCAUUGAGCCUCAAGAUUUAAGCAGCACUAAAAAGGAGGGCGGUCUGCAGAAGGUAGUCAGUUUUAUAGACUAUGAAUAUGCCACUCCUUCGCCUGCAGCGUUCGACUUGGCUAAUCACUUCGCGGAAUGGGGUGGGUUUGACUGCGACUUUACUGUGUUGCCAACUCGAGCACAACGGCUAGAGUUUAUACGGGAAUAUAUUCACACUUACUUUAGUAUAUUACCUAACAAGCCUGAUAACAUAGACGAGGAAGCAGAAGCACAAAAACUGUUUGCUGAAGUAGAUAUAUUCCGUGGUGUGCCUGGACUUUACUGGGGAAUCUGGGCCUUGAUCCAGGCGACCAUCUCGCACAUCGAUUUUGACUACGCGGAAUAUGCCGAGAUUAGGUUAGGAGAGUACUGGGGAUGGAGAGAGGCCAGUAAAUCCGACGGCAAAUUAACAGGAACGGAGUUGUCGGUACGGGAAAAGAGGUGGGCACAGUUGGAAUAG
This is a messenger RNA of Daldinia childiae, 1263 nucleotides long. RefSeq names its product putative ethanolamine kinase. NCBI's taxonomy places the organism in Eukaryota, Fungi, Ascomycota, Sordariomycetes, Xylariales, Hypoxylaceae. Gene Ontology annotation, biological process: phosphatidylcholine biosynthetic process; phosphatidylethanolamine biosynthetic process. Gene Ontology annotation, molecular function: ethanolamine kinase activity; choline kinase activity. The transcript is spliced from 2 exons. The record is from RefSeq and is a predicted model, not a curated record. Gene Ontology annotation, cellular component: cytoplasm. The coding region runs from base 1 to 1263 and encodes 420 amino acids.